Messenger RNA from Mustela erminea (ermine), 4951 nucleotides. It is a transcript of the gene TP73, whose product is annotated as tumor protein p73. Gene Ontology annotation, cellular component: nucleus. Gene Ontology annotation, molecular function: protein binding; DNA-binding transcription factor activity, RNA polymerase II-specific; RNA polymerase II cis-regulatory region sequence-specific DNA binding. The transcript has 13 exons. NCBI's taxonomy places the organism in Eukaryota, Metazoa, Chordata, Mammalia, Carnivora, Mustelidae. The record is from RefSeq and is a predicted model, not a curated record. Bases 391 to 2061 code for a protein of 556 amino acids. Gene Ontology annotation, biological process: regulation of transcription by RNA polymerase II; protein tetramerization; apoptotic process.
GCUGUAGCGGCUGGCGAUGCUUGGGUGUUUCUUGGUUUACUUCCUCUGCGGGAGCUGGUCUGUGACAGCCCUUUCCUGUCAGGUGUUGGGGUUUUCAAUUGUGGGUUCCCAAAACUGCUCAGCCGACUGCCUCUCCCGGCCAGGGCCAGACCCUGGAGCCCCACGGCCGCAGGCGUUCGAAGCCCACGUGCUCAGGGGCGGGCACGUUGCCGUGCGGCUCACACGAGUGCUAAGCCAACCCCCAGACUCACACCCGGACGGCUGGCGGCUCCUAGUCCUCCGCACCGGGCCCGGGUGCCGGACGAAGGCCACCCCGACCCUGCCGGCUGCAGGUGGCAGCCACUGGCCGUGACCGGGAGCGAGCCGCCCUCCGGGCUGGGUGCAGAAAAGAUGUCCCAGCCGACCUCCACAGACGAGGGGGCCACGUUCGAGCAUCUCUGGAGCUCCCUGGAACCAGACAGCACCUACUUUGACCUUCCCCAGUCCAGCCAAGGAAACAACGAGGUGGUGGGCGGCCCAGAGGCUGGCAUGGACGUCUACCACCUGCAGGGCAUGACCACGCCUGUCCUGUACUCCCCGCUGCUGAAGAAGCUCUACUGCCAGAUCGCCAAGACCUGCCCCAUCCAGAUCAAGGUGUCCAGCCCGCCGCCCCCGGGCACCAUCAUCCGCGCCAUGCCCGUCUACAAGAAGGCGGAGCACGUGACCGAGGUCGUGAAGCGCUGCCCCAACCAUGAGCUCGGACGGGACUUCAACGAGGGACAGUCUGCUCCGGCCAGCCACCUCAUCCGCGUGGAAGGCAACAGCCUCUCCCAGUACGUGGACGACCCCGUCACGGGCAGACAGAGCGUCAUGGUUCCUUACGAGCCCCCGCAGGUGGGGACAGAAUUCACGACCAUCUUGUACAACUUCAUGUGCAACAGCAGCUGUGUGGGGGGCAUGAACCGGCGGCCCAUCCUCAUCAUCAUCACGCUGGAGACCCGGGAUGGACAGGUGCUGGGCCGCCGGUCCUUCGAGGGCCGCAUCUGCGCCUGUCCUGGCCGAGACCGCAAGGCUGACGAGGACCACUUCCGGGAGCAGCAGGCCCUGAGCGAGAGCGCUGCCAAGAACGGCGCCGCCGGCAAGCGCGCCUUCAAACAGAGCCCCCCUGCCGUCCCUGCCCUGGGCCCCAACGUGAAGAAGAGGAGGCAGGGGGACGAGGACGUGUACUACAUGCACGUGCGGGGCCGGGAGAACUUCGAGAUCCUGAUGAAGGUUAAAGAGAGCCUGGAGCUGAUGGAGCUGGUGCCGCAGCAGCUGGUGGACGCGUACCGGCAGCAGCAGCAGCAGCUCCUGCAGCGGCCGAGCCACCUGCAGCCGGCGCCCUACGGGCCUGUCCUGUCACCCAUGAGCAAAGCGCACGGGGGCGUCAACAAGCUGCCCUCCGUCAACCAGCUGGUGGGCCAGCCGCCCCCGCACGGCUCAGCGGCCGGACCCAACCUGGGGCCCAUGGGCCCUGGGAUCCUCACCAACCACGGCCACACCCUGCCGGCCGGCGGCGAGAUGAACGGCAGCCACAGUGCCCAGUCCAUGGUCUCGGGGUCCCACUGCACCCCACCACCCCCCUACCACGCUGACCCCAGUCUGGUCAGCUUCCUGACGGGACUGGGGUGUCCGAACUGCAUCGAAUACUUCACGUCACAGGGCCUGCAGAGCGUCUACCACCUGCAGAACCUCACCGUUGAGGACCUCGGUGCCCUGAAGAUCCCGGACCAGUACCGCAUGACCAUCUGGAGGGGCCUGCAGGACCUGAAGCAGAGCCACGACUGCGGCGCCCAGCAGCUGAUCCGCUCCAGCAGCAAUGCCUCCACCAUCUCCAUCGGCAGCUCCGGGGAGCUGCAGAGGCAGCGGGUCAUGGAGGCCGUGCACUUCCGCGUGCGCCACACCAUCACCAUCCCCAACCGCGGGGGCCCGGGCGGGGGCGCAGGGCCAGAUGAGUGGGCCGACUUUGGCUUUGACCUCCCAGACUGCAAGUCCCGAAAACAGUCCAUCAAAGAGGAGUUCACGGAGAGCGAGAUUCACUGAGGAGCAGAGCUCCGCAGGAGAGCGGGCGCCGAGGGCACAGUGCAGGGCGGGCGGUGGCCCUGGCCUGGACUGCCCGGGAAGCCUGGCUUGGUCUCCUCUUGCUUUUGUCCAAGACCGCCUGUGGAGGCGGGGCCCGCAGGAAAAGGCGAGGCCCACCUCGCAGCACCCUGGACAGCGGGCGUGAUGUGCCAGGGCCGGGACCUGUGCUCUGGGUGCUCCCGAAGGCCGGCGUCACCCACCAUGGGCCUCGUCCUCCUUAGGGCUCCGCGGCUUCCCAGCGGGAUCCUUCAGGACACGAGGAUCGCCUCUGCUGACGGACUGCCAAAGUAUUUUUCGAUGUCUUUUGAGUGGCUCCAGGAUUGUAUCUAAAACGUGUUUAUUUUGGGUCGAUGCUUCAGACCCUGUCUCUGCCCGAGGCUGGGCCCUCUGCCGGACUGGAGGGUCCCAGGGGCCAGUGCGUUUGCCACGGUCCCUCCCGGGAGGCAAGGACCCUUCUGGUCAGUGGCCACCAGCCAACACCCACGCCAACACCACUGGCCACAGCCGCCUCCCUUCGGCGGACAGCAUGCUCGUCGGACUACUGGAAAUUGUCCAUAUUUGAUAAAAUGAUUCUCUUUGUACUUGGUGGGUCAGCUUUCAUUUUAUUUUUUGCUUUCAUCCUUAAUAUUCCCUGCAAAGUUCACCCUACAUUCCUGGCUCCCCAGGUCUGUACAAACAAGCUGUGCUAGAACAGAGAGCAAGCCAGGCGAGGGUAGCUUCUCGCUCCGACGCUGGACGGGGCGGUGGGGCGGUGGAGGGGUGGGCUGGGUCCACCUGCCGUGUGGCUGCGAAGCUCUCCACAUGGGACAGCUCCGCUCUGUUGGCCGCCCUGGCAAACGGGGGGCAGGGCAGUGGGUCACCUUUCUCAGGGCCGCGGGGAGAACCGUUCCCAGGCGGAGGGAGCAGUCGGCAGGAAGGUGCACCCGUUGUGGGGCUCGAGGAAGCCCCGAUUGGGGAGGGCCCUCCUGUCCUCCUAGGGGUGGUCCUGAGGCAGGCAGUGGGGCUGUAGGCCUUCACAAGGACCCCCGGGGGCAGCAGACUGGGGGCUGGGGGCGGUGUGGGGCCAUUUUCAUUUGCAAGGAACCUCAUGAGCCUUUGUAGCCAGCACAGGAUAGACCGAGCACCGUGUCUGCGGAAGGACAUGCGGCCACAGAGAUGCCGCCUUGUUCCAGCAGGCAGGAGAAAAGCCAGUGUGUGGCUGUUCCCAAGCUCAGCCGCCCCUGCCGCGCCUGCAGAACAUGGGUGAGCCCCUCCUUCCGCGGGUCCCCGCCGACGCCCCACGGUGGCAGGCAAGCCUCCAGGCCGGGGAAAGUGGACACGCAGCCCUCGCUCCCUUUAGGUGUGUUCUUGCUGCCCUGAGCCCCGCGGGAGGCGCCUUUCUCUUCAGGCCGCGUGUUCACGGGCGUCCGGGAUUCCAGCUCCGUCCCGCUCCGCACGGGACCAGGAGUGGUGGGAAAGCGCCAGCUCCCCUCUCUCGGGUCUGCCCUGGGAGGAGGGGGUGUGUUCCUUGCUGCGUGGUGGUUCAGAGCCCGGCCAGCAGGGGAAGGGAGCCCCAGAAGAGAACCCGGGCCAGCCCCACCCCGAGCCCACCCUGGGGGCCACCUCCAGACCAGGACUUCGCCUUGGAAAGCCGUGUCCGUUCCUGUGGCCAGUCUACACUGACCAAAAGCAUCGUUUGUGCGGAUGUGAGCGGCUGCGUCUGGGGUGAUGCCGUCCACCCCCGCCCCGCACCGUGCCCUCGAGAGACCAGCUUCCAGGGCUGUCCGCGCACCAGGAGGCUCUGACCCUCAGCCGGGGCCAACCAGGGCAACAGAACCUGCUUGUUCCAACGUGCAGCAGACUCUGCUCCCUAGCCCAGGGGUGCCCUGUGCACAUGGGGCUCUGCCGUCUCCCCAGGGCGGUGUGCACUGCACUAGAGGACCACGGUCACGGGCCGCGGACUCAGGGCUGCUGGGGGCUGUGUGCGGCUGCCCCUGCCACCGCUUUCUCAUGUCAUGCCUCCCCACAACCGCGAGACCGGGAAAGAAAUACACUGUCGUGCUCUUGCCUUGGGCGUCAAGGCUGGGCUGGGGUCUGGCAAGUGCUCCUGUGGCCACACCCUGGGGCUCCCCAGCGGUGCCCCCUUGUUCCACCAACCCGCUGGGGUCGGUCUGCAAACCUGGCUGGAACCCGGCUGGAGGGGGCAGGCCCAGGGCUCCGCUGGCUUUGUCUCCGAGGCGCUCCUGUGGGCCCAAGUCCGGCAGGAAAUGCCAUAGGGGCGCCACCGGGCGCCCAGGAAAGGGCUGGUGUGCGGCAGGCGGAGCCCGAACAUCACGAGGGGAGGGAGGAGGUCAUCCUCCCGCGGAGCCCCAGGCCGCACACGCCGUCCGUGCUGCCGAGUGAGCACCUUUGGGGGCACAAGGCACGAGAAUCAGUUGAGUAAGAAUCGGGCCUACCGAGGAGACGGUGCCAACGGUCGGGAGCAAUACCGCGCGGGUCUGAAACUCCGGGUCUGCAGAACUCGAAGACCAAGAAUAAGCCUUGACGGGGGGGUUUCCAGGGGCGAAGGGGCAGGAGGGACACUCUGGCUGGGAAGUGGCCUGGAGAGGGAGGUGGGCCGCGCGCCCACACGGACUCUGGCCGGCCUGGGCUCGGGCCAGAGAGCACGCUGUGGCCGGGGGGCCUGCGCCCCUCACGGCUCCCCCAGGCUUGGCUACGUGUGAAGUUCGUCGCCAGGGCUGGGGCACAGGGGAGCGGUCAUUUCCAUGGCCCAGGCCCCCCGCAUGCAUGGAUCAGGGACAGGUCUCAAAUGCAGACGGCCACCUCUCUGUUUCCAUAGGGUAAAGCACUUUAAUGCUCUAAGGUUACAAAA